GGCGUUAUGACAGCAACGCAAUGUUCAGUUCAUUCAAUGUUAUUUGUGUCGUCCUGCGCAAUUUUGUAGCGUCUGUGUGAAAUUUGUACAGAAAAUCGAAUAUUUAUUCUGUAAUUCCAGAAGAAAACGUGUGAUAUUCAAUUGCAAUUCAGUUCAGAGCACAUUCAUCGAGGCGAAUCACCAAAUUCAAUGGUGAUUUGGAGCUCUUUUGGAUUACAAUUGAACAUUUUCUCAAAGCCCAUCGGAGCACAAACUGAACCGACUGCGCAUUGAGCGUUCAUGUGAACUUUGAUUCGGCUAAAAAAUCGAGUGAUAUCGACAGAAUUAUGGCAAGGCGCCUAGUUUCCGUGAAAAGAGGCAUAAAUGGUGGUGCAACUCAGAGUGGUUGUCCCCGUGUAGCUAAACGUGAAGUCACUUAUGAAUUUAUGACUGGUUUCAAUUAUAAUUCGAAUUUGUUGUAUGUAAAAGAAGAACAACAAUUUUAUAGACGGAAUGGAGUAGCAAAAGGAACGAUUUGUUUAUAUUACACGUGCUAUGUGAGGGGAUGUCAUUGUAAAAUGCACAUUCGUGACGGAAAAUGCUUUGUUGCUGGAUCUAGAUUGCAUAAUCAUCCCAAUCAAGCCGAAAUGUAUGUCAAUUUAUGUGCAUUAAAUGAAAUGAAACGGAUUAUGCGAAGCGUCAACAACCAUUUAAUGCCGAAACAAGUGUUCGAUAGUGUGAUGAAAAGGCAUCCGAAGAGCACUUAUGUCUAUAGCAAGAUUUUUGGACAAAGUUUAUGCCAUUCACGUUAUUAUGCUCUGCGCAAAAUACCACAAAACUUACCAGAAGAAACUACUCCUGAUUCAGCUGCUGAUACAGCCGAGGUCACAUUGGUAAGCAAUGCAGCCGAUUGCAUUAUAAUUGACGAUAGUCAAUAUCAAUCGUGUUUGGAAGACGUUACCAAAGGAACAUUGGAUGUCGAUUGUAUCGAACCAAUUGAACCGACACCAAGCGACAAAUCAAUUGAGUUCCAUGCUACGAACCGAGUGGACUUGGACAAAACUACAGUCAGCACCAGGGCGAAGCCAAAAGAAACAUCGACACCAUGUGUAGAUCUAACGUCUGAUGUUUUCAAUGAAGCCGUUCAACCCCUAGCUGAAAGUAAAAAUAUUGCAUUUAAUUCGACCCAAGCAUCGACUACCUGUGCACCUAUCGUGGAAGCAGCGAAUGUACUACGGGACAUGAAAAAUUCGAAAGAUCCAAAUAAACCGUCAUCACAAAGUGACAUCAAUGCAGAUUCGACAUUGGUACCAUCACAUUUGCAGCUGACGGUAGGGAAUAAUGGCAACAACUGGACGUUACGUUCACCCCCUCAACGAGCCAACAAAGAAAACGUUCGUGUAGACUCAGCGACAUCAAAUGACAGGUCAGAGCGGCUUACUACAUUUGACGCUUUUGCUCAAAGUACAGAGAACAAGGUCAAUUCGACCCAAGAACGUAUCGCGCAGGCAGCAAUUGAGUUACGAAAUAUGCACAUUUCAAAGAAACCAAACAAACGGUCAACCCGAGUGGUGGUCGACGCAGAUUCGACGUUGGUACCGUCAUAUGUUCCAUGUAUGGCUGAAAAGAAUAAGAACAAUUGGACACUACAUUCAUCACCUCAACGAGCAAACAAGAAAAACGGUCGCGAAAUUGCAUCGACAUCACAAAAUGAAUUCCAUGUGGUGUACAUUCGUGAAGCAGACGUUAAUCGACUAGUUAGAAGUGGACACAUUCGUUUUGUUCAAGGGAAACUCCAAUACGACGAGCCAAUUCUGUGCUAAUUCAAAAUGAAAAACAUUGACAAGGGAAUUUUCCAAAAAAAAAAAUUGAAAAAAUCCUACUGAAAAUUUCGAACAAUGAAAUCAGCCAAAAAUGUAAAGCUCAUUCAAAAAUUUGAACCGAUUUUCUAGAAGAAAAUCCCUUUAAAACAAUUGUAAUCAAUAAAAAUGUGAAUUAAAAAUUGAAUCGCAAAAAUAA
This is a messenger RNA of Sitodiplosis mosellana (orange wheat blossom midge), 1998 nucleotides long. RefSeq lists its product as uncharacterized. The transcript is spliced from 5 exons. Bases 327 to 1802 code for a protein of 491 amino acids. Lineage: Eukaryota; Metazoa; Arthropoda; Insecta; Diptera; Cecidomyiidae. The record is from RefSeq and is a predicted model, not a curated record.